Cavenderia fasciculata is the source of this 3462-nucleotide messenger RNA. RefSeq names its product structural maintenance of chromosome protein (gene smc6). The transcript is spliced from 4 exons. Gene Ontology annotation, cellular component: site of double-strand break; nucleus; Smc5-Smc6 complex. Gene Ontology annotation, molecular function: single-stranded DNA binding; damaged DNA binding. Lineage: Eukaryota; Evosea; Eumycetozoa; Acytosteliales; Cavenderiaceae. Gene Ontology annotation, biological process: double-strand break repair via homologous recombination. The record is from RefSeq and is a predicted model, not a curated record. Bases 1 to 3462 code for a protein of 1153 amino acids.
AUGGUUGGUAAAAGAAAAGAAGUAGAAGAGGAAAGUGAUGACGAUGAAAUCAUUGUUUCUCAAGAUAUAAAGAGAAUAAAAACACAACAACAACAACAACAACAACAACAAAGAAGAAUAGUUCAACAAGAAGAAGAUUCAGAUGAAGAGUUUGAAGAUUCACAACCACAAUCUUCGUCAACAACAGCAAGAGCAACAAAAGCAGUACAUAAUGGAAACGGUCACAGUACCAAUGGAAAUGGACAUAGGACAAAGAGUGUAGAUUCUUCAGAAUCAGAAGAUGAAGAGAUGGAUGAAGAUGAAGAUGGAGUUGCAGGUGAAUCAGAGUUGGGUAUCAUUGAAAGUAUAUCGGUAGAGAAUUUCAUGUGUCAUCGUCAUUUUGAAAUAAAGUUUGGUCCCAAUGUUAACUUUAUCAGUGGAGAAAAUGGUAGUGGAAAGAGUGCUCUAUUGGUGGCAUUGAUCAUUUGUUUAGGUGCAAAGUCUGGUACCACUAAUCGUGGCCAUAAAUUGGCUGAUUUGGUUAAAAAUGAUGCAAAUCAAGCAAUCAUUACAGUAAAGUUAAGAAAUAAGGGACCAGAAGCACAUUUACCAGAAGAAUUUGGACCAUCGAUUAUUAUAGAAAGAAAGAUUAGUAGAUCUGGUGGUGGGGGUUAUAAAUUAAAGGAUCAUACAGGUAAAAAAGUAAUCUCUACAAAGUUUUCAGAUCUAGCUGUCAUUUUGGAAUUGUUCAACAUUCAAAUUGAAAACCCUAUGGCCAUUUUAAUGCAAGAUACAAGUAGAGAAUUUUUAAAUACUUCAAGACCUCAAGAUAAAUAUAAUUUAUUUUUAACAGCAACACAAUUAGAUCAAAUGAAAAAAGAUUAUUUAUUUAUAAAUGAUCAAAUCAAAGGAUCAGAACAAGAAUUGGAUAAAAAAGGAAUCAUUAUUAAAGAGAUGGAAAAGAAAGUUGAAGCAUUGAGUAAAGAGUUUAAAGAUUUACAAGCUGUUGUUGAUUUGGAACAAAAGGUUCAACACUUGAAAGAGCAAUUGGCAUGGUCCUAUGUGUUUGGUGUUGAACAAACUAUUGUCAAAAAAAAGGCUGCACUCGCCCAAAUCAUUCAAGAAAAGAAUAAUAUCCAAAAUGAAACGCAAGGUAUUGGGCAACAGAUCAAUGCAAUCACCAAUGACAUGGCCGAUAAAAGAAAAAAGAUUGAAGAACUUUCUUCAGAGAUUUCAAAAAAGCAAGAAGAGAAACAACAGGUCGAAGUUCAAUUAUUGGAAGUUGCAAAAGAGGAAAGUAGAUUUGUUGCAAGAUCAGACGACAAGAGAAAGCGUAUGAAUCAUCUCAAACAACGUAGAGAAAAUCAACAUCGAUCCAUUCAAGAAAUCAAGAGAAAAAAUGAAGCUCAACGUCGUAAUCAGAGUAAACAGAGUGAUGUCGAUCGUAAACGUCAACAAUUGGAGGAAUUGGAAAAAAAAUCAACCAUCAUCACACAAGAGAUAUCUGAAAUCAAGACAGAGGGUCAAAAAUUGCAAUCGAUACGUCAAGAAAAGCAAAUGGCAGUCUCCAAUGUACAAAACCAAGUCAGCAAGCUCGAAAAACAAUUGAUACAACUCAAGAGUGCAUUGACUGAUAACCUUCGUAUCUAUGGUGAUAGAUUCCCUACUUUGGUAAAGAAAAUUCAAGAUAAUUCUCGAAAGUUCUCUGUGCAACCCAUUGGACCACUCGGCACAAUGAUCAAGAUCAACGAUGAAAGAUGGUCAUAUGCUAUAGAGUCGAUCAUUAAAAGAGGUCUACUUGGUAGUUUUUUGGUUGGAAGUUACAAAGAUGGCAACCUCCUCUUUGAAAUGGCCAAGUCGGUUGGUAUUCACAACCUUGACUACACUGUCGUCAAGAUGAACAAUGUUGAACCCUACAAAACAGCCGAACAUGACAGACUCGAUCCAUCAUAUCAUACCGUUCUCCGUGCCAUUCAAUGUGAUAAUGUCAUUGUUAGAAAUUAUCUCAUCGAUACAAGAGGACUUGAAACAUAUGUUUUGGUUAAUAAUGUAGAGGAAGGAAAGAAUAUCAUUUAUGGUCAAAAACCACAUAUUAUCAGGGAGGCCUACACCCCAAUCGCAGAUAGAAUCUUUGGUUCUAGAGACUCUCAAAAAUUGACUACUGGUGACAGUUCUGGUAGAUCACAAAUUCUUCGUGCCAGUGUCGAACAAUUGGUACGCGAACUCGAUGGACAAAUCAAAGGAUACAGACCACAAAUCGACCAAUGUGAAAGAGAAGAAAGAGAUGCCGCUCAAAAGGAUAGUGCAUUCCAACAGGCAUUCAAACAAAAGGAUCAAGAAUACCAAAGAUUGACUCGUGAACUCUACCGUGUCAAGACUGAUCUCAAAACACUCGAAGAACAAUUGGUAGAACCAACCGACGAACCAACCGAUGAACUCGAACAGGGUAUGGAAACGAUCAACAAGGAAAUGGAAGAGAUCCAACAAGAGUUACAAUCAAUCGAACAUGAUCGCCAAAAGUUUGACGAUUCUAAAAGACCGUUUGUCGAACAGAUGCGUCAAAUUGAUCAUGAAGCCGAUAAAAUUCAAAGAAUCGUUGGUAAACUCGACAAUGAGAUCAAGAAUCUCUCUCGUUCGGAGCGUGAUCUUCGUAUGAAAGAAGGUAAAGUCAUUAGCAACGUUGGAGAAUAUGACAAGAAAAAGUUGCAUUUGGAAGACGAACUCACAAACGAUCAACUUCUCCACCAAGAAUCUAUGCAAAAGGCUCAGGAAUUUUGUGAUCGUGUCGAGGUUGCAGCAAAUGAAAACCCUUCUACAUUGUCUCAAAAGAUUCAAAAGACAGAGGAACUCAUUAGAAAAGAGAGCAAGGGUAAAAGAAGUCGUGCAGAGGUUCACGUCCAUUUCAAGGAAUGUCGUGACAAACUGGUAGAGAUUUUAAGAACACGUGAUGAAAUGACAAAAUUCAACAACAAACUAAAGAUUCAUCUCAACUUUCGUCAAAAAAAUUGGGUCAAGUUCCAGAGAAAGAUCUCACUUCGUGUCUCUCAAUACUUUAACAUCUUCCUUUCAAGAAAGGGUUACUCUGGCAAGAUAGAUUUUGAUCACGAGGAUAAAAAACUCGAGGUCAGUGUACAAUUGGAUAAAAUGCGUCCAUCUGAAAAUGUAACAGGCAAAGGUGACACUAAAUCACUGUCGGGUGGUGAACGUUCAUUCUCUACGGUUGCCCUUCUCUUGUCACUUUGGGAAGCUAUGGAAUGUCCCUUUAGAGCUAUGGAUGAAUUUGAUGUUUUCAUGGAUGAAGUCAAUAGACGUAUCAGUAUUGAACUCCUUCUAUCAAAAGCAAGGCAAACUCCAACAAGACAAUUUAUUUUUGUCACUCCUUUAUCUUUAAAUUCAAUUACACCAAGUCCAUUUAUUUAUAUUCAUAGAGUUAGACCUCCACAAAGAGGUCAAAGAACAAUCACUGAAACUUUAAAUAGUUAA